Messenger RNA from Uncinocarpus reesii 1704, 1662 nucleotides. RefSeq lists its product as uncharacterized. NCBI's taxonomy places the organism in Eukaryota, Fungi, Ascomycota, Eurotiomycetes, Onygenales, Onygenaceae. The record is from RefSeq and is a predicted model, not a curated record. The coding region runs from base 1 to 1662 and encodes 553 amino acids. The transcript is spliced from 4 exons. Gene Ontology annotation, molecular function: transmembrane transporter activity. Gene Ontology annotation, biological process: transmembrane transport.
AUGACAUCAUCUCAGGGUCAGUCCUCAUAUCGCAAUCCGUGCGAUGAAACCAACCGCAAUCUCACCGUCGAGGAAAAGGGCAACGUCGACCGCGAUGACUCCAGUUUACAGAGUGAUCUGGGAAGACAACUGACAUCCAAACCAAGCCUUGAAGCUAGCUCGCAGUUUCACUCCGUGAUCGACCGCCUUCGAUGCCGGAAGCAGGGCCAGCUGGGCCCGUUCACACAUCCUCUGGGAAAUGAGAAAACGUCUGCCGACGUGAUCGUUUGUUUCAAUGGCUCAAACGACCCGUAUAACCCUCUCAAUUGGGCUUUUCGCAAAAAGGCACUCACGACGUUGCUGUAUGCAUUGACUACUUUUGGUUCGACAUGGGCAAGCGCAAUAUUCUCCCCGGGUUCGAAACAAGUCGUUGCCGAGUUUCAGGUUUCUCAAGAAGUUGGGGAAUUGGGCGUGAGCCUCUUUCUUUUUGGCUCCGGCCUCGGGCCGUUCUUGUGGGCACCACUGUCGGACAUAUAUGGCCGUAAGCCGGCCAUCAUCCUCCCGUACUUCGUUGCCGCUAUCUUCGCCAUUGCGACCGCUGUGUCGAAGGAUGUGCAGACCGCCCUUAUAACCCGGUUUUUUUGCGGUUUCUUUUCCUCUGCGCCCGUAUCAAACACUGGAGGUAUCAUAACCGAUAUUUGGACGGCUGAACACCGUGGUGCACCAACGGUGGGCUUUGCGCUAGCUGUCAUGGCAGGGCCUACGAUCGGGCCAUUCGUAGCAGCUUCCAUCUCUCAUAGCUACCUCGGAUGGCGGUGGACAGACUAUAUCACCGGUAUCAUGAUGUUCUUCUUUCUAGCACUCGACAUCAUCUUCAUCGACGAAUCCUGUGCCACAAAACUCUUAGAGUACAAAGCACGCCGUCUCCGCCAUGAAUCCGGCAACUGGGCACUCCAUGCUAGGCACGAAGAAAAUGAAGUGAGUACAAGCCAAAUAAUGAAUACUUAUCUUGUCAUUCCCUUUAAACUACUCUUGACCCCGAUAUGCAUCGCCGUCGCUCUAUACGCUGCUUUCGUAUACGGCUUAUUAUAUAUGAACCUAUCCGCCUACAGGGUCAUGUUCCAGGAAGAACGAGGCUGGAAUCAAGUUGUUGGAUCCCUUCCAUUCUUAGCCGUGUUUGUGGGCAUCCUCAUGGGUGCCGUGGCGGGUCUAUUCAACGAAAUAUAUUAUAUCAAAAAAUUUAGACAAAACAACCGCCAACCCGUUCCCGAGGCACGCUUGCCCCCAAUGAUGGCCGGAUCGCUCCUAUUCGUGGCAGGGCUUUUCAUCAUGGGCUGGACAUCGCCUCGCAAAAUCUUCUGGUUUGCUAGUAUCGUUGGUGCCGCUUGUACCGGGUUUGGGUUUUUCACCAUCUUCCAGGCCGCUCUGUGCUAUCUGAUCGAUACUUUUCCCAGCACUUCUGCGAGUGCUGUGGGUGGGAGUACCUUUUUGCGCAACAUGAUUGCAGGAGCGUUUCCGUUCUUCACGGCUUUUAUGUAUCAUGGGAUGGGGAUCGCGUGGGCACAGAGCCUGUUGGGUUUUAUUGCUAUUGCGUUGAUUCCGAUACCAUUUUUGUUCUAUGCGUUUGGAGCGAAGAUUAGGGCGAAGAGCAAAAUGUCCCGCGAAUCGCAUGCGUUACCGUGA